Molecule: messenger RNA, 1920 nt
Organism: Fusarium verticillioides 7600
Lineage: Eukaryota; Fungi; Ascomycota; Sordariomycetes; Hypocreales; Nectriaceae
Exons: 9
Coding region: 1-1920 (639 amino acids)
Molecular function (GO): copper ion binding; oxidoreductase activity
Source: RefSeq, a predicted model, not a curated record
AUGGGUUUUUGGAAAAUACUCACGGAGUUUCUCUUCAUUCAUCGGUUCACGGACCAGACUAAAUUCUCUCAUACUUACUCUCCUGUUCAAGAUCUUUCUCUUGUUGAUGCUUUUGAUGCAGAGUCUAUCGAUGGGGCUUGCAACUCGCCUACGAACAGACGAUGCUGGUCAAAUGGCUUUGACAUUCAUACUGAUUAUGAGGAAGUGAUUCCAGAGGGCAAAAUUCGCAAGUUUCUUUUGUAUGUUACUAACGAAAGGAUUGCACCUGAUGGAUACUGGGUUGACCGGAUGCUCUUCAAUGGAACAUAUCCUGGACCGACUCUUGAGGGGAACUGGGGAGAUACUUUUGGCAAGUCAUGUUGCUUUGAAAUCACCGUCGUGAACAAAUUGACCAACUUCAACGGCACUUCUAUCCAUUGGCAUGGUAUUCGCCAACUAAACACCAACUGGAUGGACGGCGUAUCAGGCGUAACAGAAUGCCCAAUCCCUCCCGGUGAGAACUUCACUUACGUUUGCAGAGCUACACAAUACGGAACAUCGUGGUAUCAUAGUCACUUUAGUCUACAGUAUGCCGAUGGACUUGCAGGCGCUCUCAAGAUCAAUGGGCCAACUAGCAUGGACUACGACGUUGAUCUUGGCCCAGUCCUCAUCACUGAUAACUUCCACAAAACCACUUUCUCCCAAGUCCAGCUCGAAUAUUUAGGCCGCCCUCCAGCUCCAGACAGCAUGCUCAUGAACGGCAACGGCAGAUACUACUGCUGUCCCUCUCUCGACAAGAACUGCAAGGGUGACUCCAAACUCACAUCUUUCCACUUCGAACCAAACAAGACUUACAAAAUGAGUCUCGUCAACACCGCUGCUUCAACGCACACAACCUUCUGGAUUGACUACCAUGAUUUCUGGGUCGUGGCCACUGACUUUGUCCCCAUUGUGCCCUACAAGACAGACAUGAUCAACAUCGCCAUUGGUCAGCGCUACGACAUUAUCGUCAAUGCGACAGCUGUCAAGGGGAAGAAUAGCAGAAACGUCAACUUUUGGAUGCACGCUCGCGAUUGUCAGAAUGGCGGUGCGAGGUCCAAUCUUGGCAUCAUUCGGUACGAUGCUAAUUCAAAGUCUAUCCCUUGGACACCUCCCCCCAAAGAAGAUAACAUCUGCUACGGCUGCCAGGAUGAGCCUAGUGAGAAGUUCAAGCCUAUUGUGCAGCGCAACAUUACACAGCACAACGAUGACUACAUCAAGAACUCGUUCAAGGUGCAUCUCGUCGGAUAUCCCAAUGAAUUCAAGAAAGACUCCAUGAUGCACAAAUGGGUCCUCGCCAACUCAUCUUUCUAUCUUGACUGGGCAGAACCAAGUCUAAGUCUCGUCAAGAUUGCUUCUGAAAAAGGCUGGAAUAAUCCUCAGUUCCCUGUUGGGUAUGAACCUGUGACCCUUGACUAUGCGAAUGGAACGUGGGUUGCUUUUCUCAUCGAGGGUAAAUUCACAGAGUCGAUUCAUAAUUCUACGACAAAGGGACAUCGCAAGGUAUACAAGACGCAAGCACCCGUCGCGCAUCCAAUUCAUGUGCACGGACAUGACUUUGUUCUUCUCGACUCUGGAAACAAAGAGUUUGAUCCAAAGAAUUUUACUCUUCAACUGACCAAUCCUCCUCGUCGGGAUGUUGUACUCUUACCGGUUGAUGGCUACAUUAUCAUCGCCUUCCAAAUCAACAACCCUGGUGUUUGGCUAAUGCACUGUCAUAUCGCCUUCCACGCAUCGGGAGGCCUGGCACUUCAAUUCAUCGAGUCCCCUAGAACCAUUGGACCGAUGUUUAAAAAUUCGGGUAUCUUGCCUACAUAUUCCGAGACGUGUGCGAACUGGGCUGCGUAUUAUACCAUGUUUAACAAGCACAAUAAUGCGACUCAGGAUGAUUCUGGUAUUUAG